CUGGGAGCCAUGCGCCGCUGUCUGUAAUGUCAGCGGAACAGGAGAAGGACCCCAUCGCGCUGAAGAGAUCCCGAGGUGGUGACGGUGGAUUGGAUGGGUUAGGAGGACCAGGAGUACAGCUCGGAAGCCCUGAUAAGAAAAAGCGCAAAGCAAACACACAGGGAUCUUCAUUUCCUCCUCCAUCUGAAUAUGCUCCACCGCCGAAUCCAAGCUCUGACCACCUUGUAGCUGCAAAUCCAUUUGAUGACAGCUAUAAUACUGUGUCUUAUAAACCACUUCCUUCAGGAAAUCCUUAUUUUGGUAAUCCUGGUUAUCCUGGCUUUGGAGGCUAUAACACUUUCAGAAUGCCACCUCACAUGCUGCACAGAGUGUCCGCACCAUAUGGUGGUUCCUAUUCCCUCAGAAACCAGCCACACCCUCUUCCUCAAAACCCUGUAGGAAUGGGUUUUAGUCGACCCCACUCUUUCAGCUUUGGUCCACAUGAUAGCCCAGGUUUUGCGAAUCAGCCACCUUAUAGUGGCAGUCAGAUAAAUCAGAGUAUCAGUAUGCCCGGUCAGCAUUUCAGACCAAAUCCUGGUGAGAACUUUGGCCAUUCUGGACAGAUACCUCAUCCUGAUGUGCCACCUAACUUUGGUCCUGGAAACAAUUCAAAUUUUCCAAAUUCUCAGCUAGAGUCAAGCCACUCUUUUGUUCCCCCACCAAGCACUUACAACCAGACAAAAUCAUCAGCACAAAAGCAAGACUUUAGUCUAGGUGCAAGCAAAGCAUCCGGCCAGAACACUACUGCUCUUCAGCAUCAUCACAGGACAGAGGACAUUGUGAGUCAAGGUAACAGUGACCUAAAAAAUGUUACUCGAAACAACGUGGUAAAUCAGGAUGGUAGCCAUUCUAAUAGUGCUGAUAACACUAAUGCUGGCCAUUCAAAUGGGACUCAGAGUAAGUCCCGCCAGCCUCGAGGUACCACUGAAGGAUGCAACUCUGAAAAGAGCAGCAAAACACCCCUUCAUCCCAGUCGGCAUGGUCACUCGUCCUCUGAACCCGUCUAUCCGUGUGGAAUUUGUACACAUGAAGUUAAUGAUGACCAGGAUGCGAUCCUGUGUGAAGCCUCUUGUCAAAAAUGGUUUCAUCGAAUCUGUACUGGCAUGACUGAGUCAGCUUAUGGCCUUCUUACAGCAGAAGCAUCAGCAGUGUGGGGUUGUGAUACGUGUAUGGCUGAUAAAGAUGUCCAGCUAAUGCGUACAAGAGAGACUGCAGGGCCGCCUGCGUUGAAUACGGAUGGCUAACAAUGUCAACUGGUGGUACUACUUACU
Messenger RNA from Centrocercus urophasianus (Greater sage-grouse), 1310 nucleotides. It is a transcript of the gene PYGO1, whose product is annotated as pygopus family PHD finger 1. Bases 27 to 1283 code for a protein of 418 amino acids. Lineage: Eukaryota; Metazoa; Chordata; Aves; Galliformes; Phasianidae. The record is from RefSeq and is a predicted model, not a curated record. The transcript is spliced from 3 exons.